ACAAGCAUGCAGAGUGUGCAGAGUGUUUCAGGCUGCAAGCGUAUGAGGGCCGCAGCCAUAAGUCAAGUCAAAUCAUGAUCUAGGCAGCUGGUCUGGGGAAGUAUUAAGAGUAUUCUAUCACAAUAUGGAGAACUGGCACUGUUUGCUGCUGCUGUGCACACUGAGUUUAGAGCUUUCCUCUGGAGGAGUUACAAAAAAUGAUGAUGACAUCGACCUUGUCAGCUUUUUGAGAAAUAUCUACCCCGAGCCGUUCAUCAUCAACCGAGACUUUGAGAUAAACUCCGUCGAGGAGCUGGGACGCCUGGGGGACCCUGCAGUCAUACAGCAAACCAAGGACAAACCUGUCACUCAGGAUACAGAUGGGGCUGCUGGACCAGUGGUGAUAACCAAAGAUGGCGAGAUCAAGGGGAUUACUGUGGAUAAGGCCUAUGUAUUCUAUGGUGUUCCGUACGCAAGUCCUCCUGUUGGGGCUUACCGCUGGAAGCACCCCAGACCUGUGAAUCCUUGGCGCGGGGUUUAUGAUGCCUCCUUUCCCAGGGCCGCAUGUAUGCAAUUCUGCAGUAAAGCUAUCACUGAGGAGUGCCCUAAGAGUGUCAGUGAGGAUUGUCUCUACCUCAACAUCUUUGUACCGCUGGAUGUGGACUUGAGCUCUCCUCUGCAGAGCCACCUGCCUGUCAUGGUUUGGAUCCAUGGUGGAGAUUUCAUUGCUGGUUCUGCCUCCAAGCCUCUGUAUGAUGGACGUUUCAUUAGUAACUUCACCCACAGUGUUGUUGUAAGCCUGGAGUACCGACUGGGUGCAUUUGGGUUCCUUGUGUCGGGAAAAGAUCUUCACACAUCAGCUGCAGGGAAUUAUGGGAUCCUGGACCAACAGGCAGCUCUUCUUUGGGUCCAACAGAACAUUGCCGUGUUUGGAGGGGAUCCCGCCAAGGUCACAGUAUUUGGGGAGAGUGCAGGCGCUCAGUCGGUAAGCCUUCACCUGAUGAUCCAAAGCAGCAAGCCUCUGUUUAACCAGGCCAUCCUGCAGAGCCUGCCCUUCUCCAUCCCUCUGAAGACCAGACAUGAUGCCCUGAAACUGGGAAAAGACUUUGCUAAACAGACAAACUGCUCUGUGAGCGACUUUGUCUGCCUGCUGUCUCUCACUCCGCAGGCCAUCCUGGCCGCCCAGAUGAAAACAAGUUCCAAGAUUUUGAACCCAUUCAGGUUUCUGGAGGUUUUUGAGACGUGGGGUCCGUAUAUCGAUGGGGAGUUAAUCAAAGAGCAGGCUGUCACUGCCUUUCAAAAGGGGCACUGGCAGAAAGAAAAGCCAAUACUGCUGGGUACAACGUCCGAGGAGGGGGUUCUGUUUGCGUAUGGGGUCUUCAACAAGCCAGUCUCCACAGUGGAGUGCACCGUGUACAUCACAGCCAUCUUUAAACAACACACCCUACAGAUCCUACACAAGUACCUGCCCGCGUACAGGGAUGCUGACCACAGAAAUAUGCUGGCUCAGAUUGUUACCGAUUUUGUCUUCUUAUGUCCAUCGAGGAGGUCAGCACGUGCUGGCACAGCAGCGGGGAGCAAGGUCUGGAUGUAUGUUUUUGACCAUGUGAUCUCGGACCGCAGUGUCUGGUCAGGUCUCACUUUCUGCUAUGAGCAUUCCUGCCAUGGUGCAGAGCUGCCCUUUCUUUUUCAUUCAGCCUCUGUGGCCAACUUCACCCUGUCACCGUCGGAGAAGCUGCUGUCCAAUCGAAUGCUGUGCUACUGGGGUGCCUUCGCUCACACUGGCGACCCUUCCUCCAGGAGCCAACAGACAACUUUCUGCCGGGAGCAGCGUCUGCCUAUUUGGCCGCGCUAUUCUGACACCAGUGGCUUUCUAGUCAUGAACCUCACUGUGCGUUCCCAUGCACAAGCCGGAACCAGAAACCAUAUAUGUGAUUUCUGGGACCAGCUGGGCAUCUACUAGAGAGGGAACAGGCUGGGCAUGCUGUUCUUUUGUUGAAGCUAGAGUCAAAAGAAUGGUUCUUUUUCCCUGCAUUGUUUUGUUUCUAAAAGUAGGAUAUGUAGAUGUCUGCUCUAGCUUUGCUCUAGAGACUGUCAAGUUAGUUGAUGAAGUUUUGCUAGUUACUACAGUACUCCUGCCCUUUUGUCUUUUGUUUGUUGCAAGUAAACCAUGUAUUUGUUUGUAUAAUUGAAUGCAAGUCUGCAUGACUUGAAUUGUUAUCUAGGAGCAAAGCAGCCAGACUGUAAUUUUUAGCUAUAUCAGUCACCAGACUGGAUUAUUACAACAAUUCACAAAUUAAUGACCAUAAUGUUUGGUACAAAAAUUCAUUGCUUAGGGGGAAUCCUGCUAAUUCUGUUCUGUUGUUUAUUAGGGAUUUGCAUAUUUGGACUGGAGUGAAAUAUCUUGUCAACUAUGUGGUGUGGUCCAAAAUAUUUUUCUGCCCUGAAAACACCUCCAUGAGUUAUUUCUGCUCACAACUUAUUAGGACCUGCAGCCAUAUGUUAUUCUAAGAUAAGUGCCUCCCCUUUACAAAAUUUUAUGAGUCAUAAGACGCUGGCAUCAAACACUUUGCCAGAAGAAAGCUGGUUCUAUCUGGCAAAAGGGGAAAACGAAUGCAUUAGGUAAAAGUGGUAAACAUCAGUAGGACGAUUGGUUGAUGGAAGGCUAGUUUGGUUUUUGGGAUCACGUCUGCUAUGCAGGCUAAUGUCAAAGAAAUGCAGAAUAUCUCAAACAACAGGAAAUUAGAUUUAUGUUGACUCGUAGCAAAUUAAUGGUGAGCUGGUGAACCAUAUCUUGCUGCCUAUCUGUAACCAAAUCCUACCUGGAAAUACUAUUUACCUUAUAUAACCUUUAAGGCAAAGUGAUUGAAGAUUAGUUGAACUAAUAAUGCUGGUAGAGAAAACCACUGACCGGCAUAUGACAGUAUGGUAAAUACUCUACUUUAAAUGUGGGUCAUUGGAACUAACUGCCAGUUACAAAGCAAUGGUAAAGAGGGAACUGUUGCAUAUGAGCCCUAGAAGGCAGCAUGGUACUACUCAAAUUUGGGCUGCCAGUGAUUUUUUGCUUUUCGCACCCCCCUGCAAACCCCAGUAGUCUUGCAGUGGCACCAUUUCUCACAAGUCAUUGUUAUGCUCUCCUGGCUAUUGUUUCUAUCUUAGAUUAUUAAGUAAUUAAGAAUUAAACCCAUGUCAGUCUCCACUUUAUAUUGUACCUUAUGAGCCAGGUAAUAACACUAAAGGCCAUCAGCAACACAUCUGCGUGUUGUGAAACGUAAAUGGCUUGAUGCUCUCAGCUAAGUCACUGACAUUUUAUUUGACAUGUUAUGUCAAAACAAUUCAGUUAUGAUUCUCAUCAUAUAAGUCUUGCCAGUAAGUGAUAUGGGUGAUUGUCCACAAUGAAUGCUAAUCUAAAUUUACAUAAAUAAGGGUACAGCUUGUCAUAUCAUCCAAGAACAAAGGAGGCAGUAAUUUGUGUGAAAUAAUUGUAGUUUAUGAGUUUACGUUCCAACAGAAGUGGUUUGAAAUCUUUCAAAUCCUUCACUUAAUCUGGGAGCUUAACUGGCAAAUGUCCAGUCAUAAGCCUGCUUCCUUAGCCUUCGGGCGUUCACCACUCCUGUCUCUUUCUAGAGCAACUGAAGUGGCCUCUCUCCCUACUGGCACAAAGGCCACAGUGAAUUGUCCUGUUUCCUUUGGGGCCAGUUUAAUAUAUGCCACAGACACACACACACACGACCAUUUUUAUUGGCUGUUUACACACGACUGGUAGAGCGCUGACACACUAGGGUGUGUUGAGGCCACCUCAUUAUCUCAGCAGACAUUUACUUUGCUGUCAUCCAGUAUCAAAGCACGGCCUGCGCUGCGACUUAGCUGUCUGAGAUGGCCGCACAGCUAAUCAAUUGCUGUUCAUCCCAGCACUGCGCCAAAGGCUGUGCUCACAGGCUGUCCCCCUCCCCCUAAAAAACCCUGCUGCUCAUUAUUGUGACAGCUGAUAAGAGGGAGAUGGAGUGAGAGCGAGAGGGGAAAAACAGACACAAUCCUUUCUGUUGCCUGUAUAAUUUAGAAAAGGUUAUGGAAUCAGUGUCUGGCUGUCACUCUCCAGCUCCAGAUCAAGGUUGUUGGCUUUGCACAGACACAUUCCAAUAAGAUCUGAUUAUGGCCACUGCAUUUGCAAUUAAAAAUUAGAUGACAGCCUUCGCUGCCCAGUGUGCUGCUUGAGACAGUUAGAAUACAGCAGCACACUGUUCACUGGCAUCCUUCUCAAAACGAAUUGGGCUCGUUCAACUUUUAACCUCCUAGGACCUGGCGUCCAAAUAUGUGGACAUCACAUUUUGGGUUGUCUAGACCAAAAUACUAAUUUCUCCUCUACAAGGGCCUGAUAUCCACUUACGAGGAUGUUAUACUGCCACUGUUCUUUCAAAAUUUAAAAUGAAUGUCCUCUUAUGUUGAUCUCAUUUUUCUCAGAAACAAAAAUCAGUUAUAAAAAAAAAAAUCUGAUAAUUCUUUGUUUUUACAUUCAUCAGGUCCCAAUCAGCCCAAAUAGCAGAGAGAAAUUAAAAAUGCACGCCAUGACAAAGUUUGGGUCUUAGGAGGUUAAAACAGUUUGACAUAAUAAGUGUAUUGGGGAAAUAUGUGCUCUUGCUUUCAGUCAGUGAACUGAUAUAAAAUGUAUGCCACUCUCACAUCUGUGUAUACCUAUAAAGUUAAAUGUGAAACUGAAAUAAGGAAAAUACAUAGCACUAAGCAAAUCCAGAAACAGCACUUCUGAGGGAUUCACUUUCUGAAAAACAAAACAAAACAAAACUCUCUAGACUUCUGGGCUACGUUCACACUGCAGGUGAAAGCGCAUCAAAUCCGACUUUUCUGACCCUGUGCGACCCAUAUCCGAUCAUGGUAUGACAGUGUUAACAGCACAAAUCCGACCUGGGUCACUUUCGUAUGUGGUACUGAAUCCGAGACAUAUCUGAUGUUUUAGAAAGCGACUGCUGUUUGAAUGGUCAUGUCGCAUUAAAUCCGUCUUUUACGUCACUGACACAAGACAGACGCCAAUUAUCAGCGCUGGAGAAGACAUCGUGAAGUCACUGGUGGUCACUGCCCAAGAAGGUCAUACCUUUCCAAAAACGGUAAGGAUAAUUCUGAGAAUACCAAAUUGAAAGGUGUAGCUGAUAUCCCUGUGUUGCUGUUGUUCCUGCAUCAUAAUGAUAAUGUGAUGCAGGAACCAGUUACACUGUUGUGAUGUGAUAGCAUUGCAAUGUGAAGAGAAAAACUGUUUCUAUAAAAGUCUGUACAGGAACAAGCAUGUCAGCUGUUUACUUUAUUGUUUGAUAUCAUUUACUCAUGUUGGUUUGCUCAUGAUCAUUUUUAAAAUCAUUGGCUCACUUCUUGGCUAAUGCUAACUGCUCAGACAGCAUCACUGGUCAGUUGAUGAUCCUGGACCAAAAUUAUUAUGAGGAUGUAGGAACAACACUAACACAGGGAUGUGAGAUUGUGAACUUGGAUACCCUUCAGUCUUUGGAUUCACCUGGAAAUCCUGCUUAUUAAAGUAAUGAACGGAGCUGAUGACAAAGACCAUCCCUGGAAAAAUACAUCUCCCCAUGGGCACAAGUCUGACUCUUUAUCAGCAGUGCAAACUAAAUUAUUUCUACAGGAACUGAAAAAGCUGUAACAACAGGCCAUAGAACUUCUCCAAAUCAACAAAGCGCACUGGGUGAUUUCUCAUGGACCCCAAAGUAUCAUUAUUAACAGGCCAAAGAGCUGGUCCAGUGUUGCAAACCUUAUUUUGGGAUAAAGUUACCUGCAGAGUUUUAACGGGUUUAAUAUUAUUUGCCCUGUGGUUCUAUAUAAUAAUGUCCAGAUGACUCCAGAAAUGAACAUUGUGACUCUCUGCUGAUUCAUUUGGAUAAGGGCUUGGUCUUGUAGCCUGGAAUAAUUUAUUUCUAGAAGGACUUUGACUGAGCUCAGACCCAGUUAGCAUAGCUUAGUAAGAAAACGAAAACCAACCUGACUCUGUUAGAAGUUAAUAAAACCUACCUCUACACUGUGAAGCUUAUAGUUUGAACUAUAUGAUCAAAUAAGUUUCAAAAUCCUUAUUAAUAAUCUGGAGAAGUGCUACCAGGGGAAGUUUGUUACAUUUUGACAGAAUUGGGCUACAACUUUCUUCCAUUGUUCUACUUCUAAGUGAAGCUAACCCAGCAAGAAGGUAAACAAGUGUUCUUCUCGAAAUGUUAAACUUUUCUCUUAAAUUCUGAAAAGGGCCACAAAAACUGUUUAAAAUGAAAGCAUGACUUUCUAACACUUGUGAUAUUCUGUUUGAACUUAGCUAAAAGAAAAAAAUGUGACAAGUUUGUUUGUAGAUCUUGGCUUUGGAAAAAAAAACCCCCACAAAUGACAUUGCAUACAGAUAAAACUGUUCAUUUCUGUUUGUGGCUGCCUCUUCUCUUUCCUGGCUUUGCUCUUGGCUACAUGAAUAAAAGCAACACAAGCACA
Messenger RNA from Pelmatolapia mariae (spotted tilapia), 6462 nucleotides. Its product is annotated as cAMP-regulated D2 protein. The transcript is spliced from 8 exons. NCBI's taxonomy places the organism in Eukaryota, Metazoa, Chordata, Actinopteri, Cichliformes, Cichlidae. The coding region runs from base 125 to 1942 and encodes 605 amino acids. The record is from RefSeq and is a predicted model, not a curated record. Gene Ontology annotation, molecular function: cholinesterase activity.